Molecule: messenger RNA, 5661 nt
Organism: Marchantia polymorpha subsp. ruderalis
Lineage: Eukaryota; Viridiplantae; Streptophyta; Marchantiopsida; Marchantiales; Marchantiaceae
Source: the annotation of a GenBank genome assembly
GCUUACUCCAUUAAUAAGAUUUUAUUGUACAAUUAUACAAGGUAUGGUUUGGGAGUGCUAUAUAAUACAGUGGUAUAAUACUGCAAUUAUAUAUACACACGUUGUCCCAUCAUGGGACAAAUGAUUCACUCUAGAGUGUAGUUCACAUAAUACAGAAAGAUUCGGAUGACCUCAGCCAUCUUGAUCAUGAGAAAUUGACAUCAACAGAAAGGGCUAUGUGACAUGAAUGUAAGGCUUUCAAAGUUAUGACAAUUAUCGGUUCUUCUGUGUUAAAUGUUCGUAGAAAUUAAUGCGAUCCCUUCACAGGAUUUCUUUCAUUCUGAACAAAUAAUCCGGUUUCUCUUCUGAACCCUCUUUCUACACCCGUCCUCUGCUCUCGCGUAGGAAUGGAUUGCCAUGAGUUUCCCGUCGAUCGCAUGCCUUUUUUCAAAAGAGUGUCUCUGUCUAACCAAAUCCACGGACAUGUUUGUUCACGCCAGUCGAGAACUUCCAAACCAUCUCGACAGGAGCGGCAGCAGCGUGAUUGAUUGAGCUAAAUGCCUGCUCCUCGAGGCAUUUAGCUCUGCGUCGGCGGAAACAUAUUUUCCGAUAGAUUCGCAGGAGAUGGCCCAGUAUGGCCCGUCCAUCGUGUUGCUCCGCAUGCAGGCAGGAAGAUGUGGAGUGGAGCCUUCUUCGCCUUCUGAAUUUCCCUUCUAAGCUCGGUCCACCCGUGCAAUUACCUCGAGCGCCUAGCUAUGAGGAGCAUCUGAUGACCGCCAAUUUCAUUUACCCAAUUAUCCAAGACACCCUCGAUUCUCCUUCGUCUGCUCUCGCAUAGAAAUGGAUUGCCAUGACUCUCCAGUGAUCGCAUGCCUUGUUUCAAAAGAGUGUCUCUGUCUAACCAAAUCCACUGACAUGUUCCUUCACGCCCGUCGAGAACUUCCAGACCAUCUCGACAGAAGCGGCAGCAGUGUGAUUGAUUGAGCUAAAUGCCUGCUGCUCGAGGCAUCUAGCUCAAUUUAGUUCAUUUAGCUCUGCGUCGGCGGAAACUUAUUCUCCGAUAUAUUCGCAGGAGAAUGGCCCAGGACUGGAUCAUGUCCCGUCCAUCGUGUUGCAACACAUGCAGGCAGGAAGAUGUGGAAUGGAGCCUUCUUCGCCUUCUGGAUUUCAUUUCUGCGCUCGGUCCACCCGUGAACUUGCAAUUGCCUCGAGCGGCUAACUAUGAGGAUCAUCUCAGGACCGCCAAUUUCAUCUACCCAAUUAUCCGAUACACCCUCGACUCUCCUUUCGCUGCGCAUAAGUGCUCGCGCAGUCAGCAGAGAUUCUCUGUCAUCGAUGUUCUUCUUUCGAAUCCCUUGAGCCGAGAUCAGUGCCACUCGGUUCUUCUCGAACUCUCCCACGAAAUCAUAAUCACCGGAGCAGAGCUGGAGACAGUUCCUCAUUGCGUUCCAAUUGCUUGUUUGUCCGGGCCUGAAGGUCUAUGUCAGCUACGAACCUAGGCGAGAUCUUGAGCUCGCGUCCUACAAAUGUCCUUCCCACUGCAGGAAACGAAGUCAGUGAGUCUGAUCGGUCGCACGCUUCCACAAUUUUGAGCCUCGAAGCUUGCGCAGCGAGCACCGCGUGCGAGGUCCACGUACGGAUGAGGUCCUACUCUUUACGUAGUCAAGGUCCAGUUCCGGAUGAAGCCGUCACAGAUAUGCAAAGCUCUCCCUCUCCUUCUUUCCACGGCGGCUCGCAAACUUAUUUCUAUGCAAACUUUAUUCUAUACAUCGGAAGCUCGAGAAAGUGAGGCGACGACUGCCAGUCGAGUAACUGGAACUGCAAUUGCUGUGUGCAACACUUCUGAACCCCUUUAAAAAGGAUUGACGGCAGCACCACCAUCGUUCUAAGCAGAGAGCUUGUGGUUCACUUGUGGUUUCCCUGGCCGCUGUGAACAAGAAAGAGAUGGCAUUCAAAGUACAAGUUGGACCUGGUCCUCUUGUCCCCAUCGAAUGCUGCAGGAAACUACUCGCUCGAUUCUUCUAAGAGUGCAGUGAUCGUUGCAGUAACUGUUUUAUUGGGAGCAAGCACUUGCCUCUUAUGAGUUGUGCUUCUCUAAGGGGCGGUGUCUCGAACCAACGGCCUAGAGCUACAGCACGAUGUCAGCGUCAAUAGUACGUUUGAAGGCAGGAAAUAGGCAUUCGAAAGGUCCUCGGCUUGCAGUGAAGAUCAAUGGAGAUACUGCUGACAUGGUUUAAUCCAGUUUGAAACAGUUUUAGGACAGUGUAUAAUAAUCGAGCCAUAGGAUGUCGUGAAGUUCCAAUGACGUAUCAAGUAUGAUGCACAGGAAUUCCACUGAAGACCAUCCUCUUUUAGUCUAUAGACGAAACAUUAGUGACUGCAAGGUACAAUGAGAGUUCUGAUAUCACAGUUCUGACUCCGAGAAUUUCUUACGGACAGAGAGAAUCUGCUCCAGGUCUACAGCAGUGGAUUAUGCCCAGAGUGAAGUAUAACGCUAGCAGCACGGCAACUGUUGAGCUUUCCGACACCUCCCAUGCUAAAUCAGGCUCUGACAUCCAGGAAUUCCCUUCAUUUGCUUGAUAGACCGGAUGGCUUGACCUGUCAUAUAUUCCCUCGUUAUCUUUGAUUUGUUCUACAGAAUUACUGGAGCUGUGCCUGAUUCGGGCAACCUGGAUAACGUGAUUGAAAGGUCAAAGAUUCCUGGUUGAAGCAGGGAAUCAUCUCGUCGUGUCCACCACGUCAACUUGACACGAAAUGUUCGUCUAAACAGUGGGUGCCAAGGAUUGCUGUGACUGCAGAAGCGGUCAUCUGCCAGACUUGUUCACGCCUCACCUUGAAGCAGACGUUCGUGAAUUCGGAGAAAGAAGCUCUGGAUGAAGCUGUGUACACAUUUCCGCUGUACGAGGGGGCCGCGGUCGUGGCCUUCACUUGUACAGUCCAAGACCAGGUCAUUGUAGGCAAAAUCGAGGACAAAAGCACCGCUCGACAGGUUUAUGAGAGUGCGAAGGCACGAGGAAAUCGAGCGGCGCUCUUGGUGCAGAACCGUCCUGACAUCUGGACAACCGAGGUUUGCAAAAUACCCGCCGGCGCGAAGGUGGAGGUGGAGAUCACGCUCGUGGCCGAGCUCAAGCACGACAGCCAAGUCGAUGGCAUUCGGUUUGUACUGCCCACCAAAAUCGCUCCCAGGUACGGACAGCCGCCGGAGGGGAUGGGUGCCACCAUCCUCCCGGAUAGCAAAGGGUUUGAGCUGACGAUUGCGGUGAAGAUGACCUCUGCCAUCACCAGCAUGCAAUCGCCAUCGCACGCGAUCGUUGUGGGAUUGGGCAAUCACUCUCCCAGCACAACCCCGUCCAAGGAAGAGCACGAUGUCUGCAAAGGCUAUGUCACUCUCUCUCAGAAGGAUACAGCUCUGGACAAGGAUUUCGUCCUGAUCGUGUCGAGUGCCGAUAUCGGGCAGCCGCAAGCCAUCGUGGAGACUCAUCCAACACUCAGCAACAAUCAAAGGGCGGUCCUGCUCUCUCUUAUCCCCAAGUUCUACAUGGCACGGAUCAGACCUGAGAUUGUCUUCAUAGCUGACAGAAGCGCCAGUAUGCGACAGCAGAUACCGCAACUGCGGACUGCGUUGACGGUGUUCUUGAAGAGUCUUCCAGUAGGAGUGAAAUUCAACAUUUGCUCCUUCGGCAGUACGCACAGCUUCUUGUGGCCCAAGAGCGAGCUCUACAACCAGGUGAAUAUGGAUAUUGCACUAAAGCAUGUGCAGACCUUUAAGGCAGACCUCGGGGGCACGGAAAUGUUCCCUCCCAUGGAAGACACUCUGAAGAGGAGAUACAAAGAUCUCCAGACGGAGAUCAUAUUUUUGACGGACGGGUCCAUCUCCCGGGCCGAACCUCUCUUAGAUCUAGUGCAGAGGGAAUGUGCUGGCGGUGAUGUCAGAGUGUUUUCCCUCGGGAUUGGCGACUCUGUAUCACAUGCUCUGGUCGAGGGGCUGGCCAGAGCUGGCAGAGGGUACGCGCAGAUUGUCGGAAAUAACGAUAAGCUCGACGUGAAAGUGGUGCGGAUGCUCAAGGCUGCGAUCGGGCUGCACAUCGAUGGAUACAAACUCUCGUUUUCUGCAGGUGAUUGCGCGAGCCCUGCGACGACCACCAAAUCCGAGCACGACGGAGACGAGGCGUUCGAGAUGGUCGAGCGCGAAGAGAGCUCUGCACCAGCUCCGAAGGCUGAUGAAGCCCAACUGCAGCCGACUGUCAUUUCCCUGUACGACGAAUCAGCUUCCGCAGACGCGGAAAUAAUGCAGCCCACUUCGACGGACGUGUUCGGCCAUCUUCCAGCCCUCGCAGUGCCGACCAGGAUACAGACUCCCCACCGCAUUCCACCGCUCUACCCAUUCAACCGGACCACUGUCUACGUCCUUCUCUCGGGAUCAGAGCCAACUCCGGCAGUGAUCACCGUGUAUGGCACCACCAAAUCGGGCAUCCGACUAGAGCAACAGGUCGCUGUCAAAGAUGUGGGCGUGGGCACCACGGUCCAUCAAUUGGCAGCGAAGAAGCUUUUGCAGGAACUGGAGGAAGGGGGCAGCUACCUUCAUUCGGGCGAGUUCGGAGUGGAUCCGCAAUCAGAGCCGGGGAGGUUUGUGGACGUUGUCGAGAGAGAGGGCGUGAGAGUAGGCUUGACCUUCGGAGUGGCCGGGAAGUGGACCAGUUUUGUAGCUGUUGAAGUGAAGGAACCUCAAUUCGAACCUCAACAGUUUGAGUCGUUUUGCUCCACUUCAUUUCAAAAGGUGUCGAGAGCUCCUCGCUGUCGGAUGCCAAUAUCUAGUCAAUACGAGCGGGCGGACUGUUCGAAUUGUUCGCUCCUCGAGCGGGCGGACGUCAAUUCGCUUCUAUCAUCACUUUCGGCAUCACUUUCUUGUGAUGCCGAAUUGGCAAUGGUCAAGGACGAUUCGCUUAGAUCAGAACUUUCGGCAUUGGUCAAGCCCGCUAGUGCUAGAUCGCGUUGGCUUCGAUCAUCAUAUUCGUCAUAUUCGAUGGUCGCUAGUGUUGGAUCGGAUCGGGCUGUCUCUUUUGGGUGCCGGAACUCUUCCGGGUCACAGAGUGACAGUGAGCGGACUCAAGAUUCAAAGGAGAGCAAGCCUUAUCAGCUUUUGAGACUGCAGGCCUUCGAUGGCAGCUUCCCCUCGGGCUCAGGCGAGUGGGCCACUGAGAUCAUUAAGGCAUUCGAUGAGUGGGUUCAACAACAAAAGCAGGGCCUAGACAGUGCAGCACUCGUGGCUCUACCCAGAGAGAUGCUGGAGAAGCUGGUGGCUAGUGCGGUGGCCGCUGCCAUUUUCGAAGUGGAGCUGAACGAUUCUCGAGGUGUGUGGGAGAUGGCGGUGGAGAAGACAGAUGCUUGGGGUGUUGAGACGGCUGGAGAAGCAGUAUGGAAUGCAGUGAAAGCUUGGGCGUCUCAGCAAGUCGUCAUAGCGGGUAAAUUGAAAACGAAUGAUUUUUGGGCCACGUGGUGAUCCUCGUAGUCUGCUCUCCUUCGUCUGUAUAUCGAGCAUUGAUAACUCACGCUGUACAUAAAAAAAAAGCUUUAUGUGAGACCCACUUAUGCUGAAACUGGGCAUCUUACUAAGCUCUAGAGUUUAAUCUCCACUUGAUUCAGUUUCUAAGUUGUAAUAGAUGUUCCAGCAACUCUUUCUUC